UGCAGUCGCAGCUUUUGAACGUCACAGGUCCACUCUUGUCUAAGCUGGAGUGGCAGACAUGAACGACACUCUGGAGUUCAGUGAGAUUUAUCAGGAGGUCAAGGGCACCUGGAACGAUGGGCGUCUUCGCUUCAGUAAGCAGACAGUGGUGUAUAAAAACAGUAAGACUGGGAAGGUGGACAGCAUUCCGGUGCCUGAGCUGACUCAAGCCCAGUGGAGGAGAGUGUGCCUGGGCCACGGCAUCAAGCUGUGCACCAGCACCGGUAACAUCUACAAAUAUGAUGGCUUCAAAGACACUGACUUUGAGAAGAUCUCAGAGUACUUCAAAGCCAACUACAAAGUGGAGCUGGUUGAGAAGGAUAUGUGUGUGAAGGGCUGGAAUUGGGGCACUGCUAAAUUUAAUGGGCCGCUGCUUUCAUUUGAGGUGAAUGAGAGUCCUGCGUUUGAGAUUCCGCUCAACAGUGUGUCCCAGUGUGCUACGGGAAAGAACGAGGUCACUGUGGAGUUUCAUCAGAAUGAUGACACAGAGGUAUCCCUGAUGGAGGUGCGCUUCUAUGUCCCACCCACCACAGGAGAGGAGGGUUCAGACCCUGUGGAGGCAUUUGCUCAGAACAUUCUGUCAAAGGCAGAUGUCAUCCAGGCUACAGGAGAUGCUGUGUGUAUCUUCAGAGAGUUGCAGUGCCUCACACCUAGGGGCAGGUAUGAUAUCCGCAUUUAUCCGACAUUCCUCCAUCUGCAUGGUAAGACAUUUGACUACAAGAUCCCAUACACCACAGUGCUCCGCCUUUUCCUGUUGCCUCAUAAGGAUCAGCGCCAAAUGUUCUUUGUGAUCAGUCUGGACCCGCCUAUUAAACAAGGUCAAACCCGCUAUCAUUUUCUCAUUCUUCUGUUUUCUAAGGAGGAGGAUAUCAGCCUUACUCUUAACAUGAAUGAGGAUGAGGUUGAGAGACGUUUUGAGGGGAAACUUCAUAAAAACAUGUCUGGCUCUCUCUAUGAGAUGGUCAGCAGAGUCAUGAAGGCCCUGGUCAACAGAAAGAUCACAGUGCCUGGAAAUUUCCAAGGUCACUCAGGUGCUCAGUGUAUAACAUGUUCAUACAAGGCCAGUUCAGGGCUGUUGUAUCCUCUGGAAAGAGGUUUCAUCUAUGUGCACAAGCCCCCAGUGCACCUGCGCUUCGAGGAGAUCGCCUGUGUGAACUUUGCUCGUGGAACCACCACCACCCGCUCCUUUGAUUUCGAGAUCGAGACCAAGCAGGGAAAUCAAUACACCUUCAGCAGCAUCGAGAGAGAGGAAUAUGGGAAACUCUUUGACUUUGUCAAUGCUAAGAAGUUAAGCAUCAAGAACAGGGGCUUCAAAGAGGGUAUGAAAGGUAAUGAUAACAUGUACAGUGACUCAGACGACGACCAGCAUGAUGCGUACCUGGAGCGCAUGAAAGAAGAGGGCAAGAUCCGCGAAGAGGGCAAUGACAGUGACGACUCAGAGGGCGAGAGUGAUGAGUCUUUUAAUCCUGGAGAAGAAGAUGAUGAAAUUGCAGAGGAGUAUGACAGUAAGGCCUCUGCCAGUGAAAGCAGCGCUGAUGACGGAGACAGUGAUGGUGAUCGGAAGAAGAAACCAGCCAAGAAAGCGAAAUUUGUAAAGGAAAGAAAACCACGGAAGAAAGAGAAAAAGGCAAAGGACAGCAGCGCCCCCAAGAGGCCAAUGAGUGCCUACAUGCUCUGGCUGAACUCAAGCAGAGACCGCAUUAAAUCAGAGAACCCGGGCAUCUCUAUCACAGAAAUCUCCAAAAAGGCUGGAGAGAUGUGGAAACAACUUGGCAAAGAGAAGAAAGAGGAGUGGGAUGCAAAAGCAGUGGAAGCAAAGAAAGAGUAUGAUAGAGCGAUGCGAGAGUACAAGGAGAGUGGAGGAGGCUCCUCGGGCAGCUCAAAAAAGGAGAAAAAGAAGAAAGGAGGGAAGAAUGAAGAAAAAAGGAAAAGGAAGUCAGCUGGUGGAAGGGAAAAAGAGAAGGAGCGAGCUACAGGCAAUGACAGCUUCAAGAGUCGAGAGUUCAUAUCCAGUGAGGAGAGCUCAUCAGAGUCAGACAAAGGCAAGGGACGGAAGCACAAGGGGUCUGAUGAUGAAGAGGAAGUGGUCAGCACACCACCUAGCUCUGAAGAGUCUGGCUCAGACUAAAAGACACUAAUGACAGACACAUUAAAUGGGGAAUGGAAGAAAACACCAUUUCCCUUUCAUCAUUAUAGUGUACAUGACCGGGUGAAGUCCUGAUACAGUACAUAUUACGGCAAAACAUUAAGUAUUGUUUCAAGUUUUCAAGACUAUCAUAAACUAUUUUGUAUAUACCUUUGGUAGUGUUGACAUUAAUGGAAUAGUUCACCCAGAAAUUAAAAUUAUGUCAUUAUUUACUUACUAUCCUGUACGUAAGAUGUACUCUAUAUUUUGCACCUUAGCUCUCCUUGGCUCAUUCACGAAAGCAGUAGAGAUGUCUUUUUCAUCAACAAAUCAUUCUUUUGAGCUAUCUUUUCAGUGAAUCAGCUAAUCCAAUGCACCAAAUAGAUAAAUAGUUUUUAUACUUCUGGUUGCUUUUUCAUUCUUUUCUGAAGGUUUUAUGCUUCAUCCCCUAUUCAUUCAAAUUGCUUUGAAAAGAGAUUUGGAACAAAACAUGGGUGACCUAUUUUUUUAAAAAAGUGUUGUGUUGUCCAGUCCAUGUUCAGAUCCCAGCUUGUACAGAGAUAUUUUACAGUGAAGCUUUCCAAACACAACAGAAACUGUAUCUUUAACAGCUAUUAAACUUACUCUAUAUGUAUUUGCAUUUGAAUAACAAGUUAUGAAAAUAAUUGCUUAAAUGUAAAACUUUUUUUUUUACAUUUGUAUUCAUCCUGUAUUCAUAAUUUUUUAGUUUGAUCUGAGCUCACCAUUUAUUUUAUACAGUAUUUUCACACACAUUACUAAUUGUACACGUUUACUGUAACAAAAAA
Molecule: messenger RNA, 2970 nt
Organism: Carassius carassius (crucian carp)
Lineage: Eukaryota; Metazoa; Chordata; Actinopteri; Cypriniformes; Cyprinidae
Gene: ssrp1b
Product: structure specific recognition protein 1b
Exons: 17
Coding region: 59-2167 (702 amino acids)
Cellular component (GO): nucleus; FACT complex
Molecular function (GO): nucleosome binding; DNA binding; histone binding
Source: RefSeq, a predicted model, not a curated record